Messenger RNA from Misgurnus anguillicaudatus (oriental weatherfish), 2914 nucleotides. Lineage: Eukaryota; Metazoa; Chordata; Actinopteri; Cypriniformes; Cobitidae. The record is from RefSeq and is a predicted model, not a curated record.
CCAGAUUCACCUCUGCAGCUCCAUCAUGGACCAAACACAAACAUCAACAAAUGAAGAUUUUUCUCCAGGAUGCAGUUCAGAUCAUCAGAAGAGAUCAGAUACAGAGUCCAGCUGUGUGUCAAUGAAGAGUGACGUGUCUAGGGAUACACCGCUCAACUUUAAGAAUAGAGAUACAAGGCCUGCUGUAAGCCAUGACUUGAAUCUUGCUGAAGUCCUGAACACAUUUAAAUCAAAUCUGAGGAAGAAGUUUGAGUGUUUGUGUGAGGGAAUAUCAAGUGAGAGAAACCCAACAGUACUGAAUGAGAUCUACACAGAGCUCUACAUCACAGAGAGUGAAAGUGGAGAGAUCAGUAAUGAACAUGAGGUGAGACAGAUUGAGACACAAUCCAGAACAACAACAACAGAGGAGACACCAAUCAAAUGUAAUGACAUUUUUAAACCUUUACCUGAACAACACAAACGCAUCAGAAGUGUUCUGACAAAGGGAGUCGCUGGCAUUGGAAAAACAGUCUCUGUACAGAAGUUCAUUCUGGACUGGGCUGAAGAGAAAGAGAAUCAGGACGUCCACCUCAUAUUUCCACUUCCUUUCAGAGAGAUCAAUUUGAUGAAGGAUAAAACACUCAGUCUUUUAGAUCUUCUUCAUCUUUUCUUCCCAGAGACAAAAGAAAUGGAAAUCUUCAGUGAUAAAUAUAAAGUGUUGUUCAUCUUUGAUGGUUUGGAUGAGUGUCGUCUGUCUCUGGAUUUUAAAAGCAGUGUGAAGUUGUGUGAUGUAAGUGAAUUAACCUCAGUGGACGUGAUGCUGACAAACCUCAUCAAGGGGAAUCUGUUUCCCUCUGCUCUCAUCUGGAUCACCUCCAGACCAGCAGCAGCUGAUCUCAUCCCCUCUGAGUGUGUUGAUCGAGUCACAGAGGUACGAGGCUUCAGUGAUCCACAGAAGGAGGAAUACUUCAGGAAGAGAAUCAGUGAUGAGAGUCUGUCUGAUCAAAUCAUCUCACACCUGAAGUCAUCCAGGAGUCUCUACAUCAUGUGUCACAUCCCAGUCUUCUGCUGGAUUUCAGUCACUGUUCUAGAGAGAAUAUUGAGUGAAGCAGAGAGUCAAGAGAUCCCCAAGACUCUCACUCAAAUGUACACACACUUCCUGAUCAUUCAGACAAACAUCAAGCAUCAGAAGCACUAUGACAUUAAAGUGAAGGAUAAAGACAUGAUCUUCAAACUGGGUAAACUGGCUUAUGGCCAUCUUGUGAAAGGCAAUCUUAUCUUCUAUGAUGAAGACCUGAGAGAGUGUGGCAUUGAUGUAGCAGAAGCAUCAGUGUAUUCAGGAUUGUGUACUCAGAUCUUCAGAGAGGAGUUUGGUUUGUAUCAGGGGAAAGUUUACAGCUUUGUUCAUCUGAGCAUUCAGGAACAUCUAGCAGCUCUUUAUGUGCACCUCAACUUUAUAAACAAUCACACACAGCUGUUCGCUGACAAAUCUUUGCAGUUAACUUUAUCUAACUUACACCAGAAUGCUGUGGAUGAGGCUCUUCAGAGUAAAAAUGGACAUCUGGAUCUUUUUCUUCGUUUUCUUCUGGGUUUGUCAGUGGAGUCGAAUCAGAAUCUCAUACGAGGUUUGAUGACACAGACAGAUCACAGCUCUCACAGCAAUGAGGAAACAAUCAAAUACAUCAAACAGAAGAUCAGUGAGGAUCUUUCACCAGAGAAAUAUAUCAAUCUGUUUCACUGUCUGAAUGAACUGGGUGAUCAUUCACUGGUAAAGAAAAUCCAGCAUCAUCUGGAAUCUGGAACAUUAAGUAAAACCAAACUCUCUUCAUCUCAGUGGUCAGCUGUAGUUUUUGUGUUGUUGACAUCAGAAGAGAAGCUGGAUGACUUUAAACUGUCAGAUUUUAUCCGAGGAAGAACCCAAACACUUAAAGAGCUUGAGAAGCUGUUGCCUGUGAUUUGUGAAUCCAGAUCAGUUCGGAUGAUUAAAUGUGGUAUCAUAGAUAAAGACUUUGUUGCUCUGGCAUCAGCUCUGAGAUCAAAUCCAUCACACCUGAGAGAUCUGAAUCUGUCUGAGAAUAAAUUUGGAGAUUCAGGAGUGAAGCUGAUCUCUGAUGUACUGAAGAAUCCUCAAUGUAAACUGGAGAUACUGAGGUUGUGGGGUUGUAAUAUUACAGAUAAAGGUUGUGUUGCUCUGUCUUCAGCUCUGAGAUCAAACCCAUCAUACCUGAGAGAUCUGGAUCUGUCUGGGAAUAAUUUUGGAAAUUCAGGGCUGAAGCUGAUCUCUGAUGUACUGAAGAAUCCCAACUGUAAACUGAACAAGCUGAAGUUAAGUUGGUGUAAUAUCACAGAUAAAGGUUGUGUUGCUCUGACUUCAGCUCUGAGAUCAAACCCAUCACACCUGACACAUCUGGAUCUGUGGGGGAAUAAUCUUGGAGAUUCGGGAGUGAAGCUGAUCUCUGAUGUACUGAAGAAUCCUCAAUGUGAAUUAAUGAUGCUGAAGUUGAGUGAUUGUAAUAUCACACCUGAAGGUUGUGUUGCUGUGUCUUCAGCUCUGACAUCAAACCCAUCACACCUGAGAAAUUUGGAUCUGUCUGGGAAUAAAUUGGGAGAUUCAGGAGAAAAGCUGAUCUCUGAUGUACUGAAGAAUCCUCAAUGUAAAUUGAAAAUUUUGUGGUAAGGUUUAGGUAGGCCUAGAUCCUGGUGCCUGACAGAUAUGUCGCCUCUGCACUCUGACUGACUGACAGCCUCCAUUUCACUGCUAUGAAGAACACACACAGGAUGGCAGAAAUGCCUUUAACCCAGUCUUCACUACAUUGUUAUAGUAUCGUUGUUUGUUGUUUACUGUAUGUGGCAAUAUCUAUGUUUUGUAUUUGAUGUACAUUAGGUAUUUGUUCUUAUUCUUGUUCUUAUUGUUGUUAUAAUAUAUAUAAUAUAU